Molecule: messenger RNA, 1966 nt
Organism: Mizuhopecten yessoensis (Yesso scallop)
Lineage: Eukaryota; Metazoa; Mollusca; Bivalvia; Pectinida; Pectinidae
Exons: 6
Coding region: 168-938 (256 amino acids)
Source: RefSeq, a predicted model, not a curated record
CCAUCUUACUUUGCCUGGCACUUGCGUGCAUUGUUUACCUGGUAGGAUCCCGAGCUAAAAUCGCAUCUGAUCAAGACCUGGUUGUCGAACAAUGUUCCUUUGGAACCAAGAGGGCUACCAUAGCAAUCACUUCAGAGACUACUUCAACAGAAACGAUCACUACAUCAAUGGAAAUGACGUCUUCUUCAACAAACAAGACAUCUUCAACAGCAGAGACCACUUCACCAGAAACGAUCACUACAUCACUGGAAAUGACGUCUUCUUCAAUAGAAACGACAUCUCCAACAGCAGGAUGCUGUACCAUCGGUACCAUGCACCUUAAUUUAUCAACAAGCACGAACUCUGCACUUAUUCCUGGAAUAAUGAUCGAGACCGAAUCCACCGGAACGUCUAGUAACUGUGAUGUACCUGUUGUCGUCCGUGCUACCUUUGAGAGGAUCGGAGGACAAGGAGGCUGCCGCACCUGUUCACUAUGCAAGAGAACGAUGCUACAGGUGGACCUUUACCUGUCCGACUCUAGAGGCGGUUUUCUGUUCAAUGUAGGCGAUAGUAUCACGAACAACGGAUAUGGUGGUGAUGGCGGAACUCAGACCAACGACGCAGAAGUCCAGGGUACCGGUCAAGGGCCUAGUGUAAAGUGGUAUGGUAACGACUAUUGUCAACCAACGGGAGUAUCGGGCAGUCUUGCCAUGUCCACAAAAAAUCGUCUCCGUCUUCUUAUCGGUAACCAGUUCGUCCGCGUUAUCACUGACGGUAUGACAGUCAACGAGGCCUGUGAUAGAUGCUUGUUUGCACUGAACGGACAGGCAGAGGUUGAAGGAGCGGUGAAUGAAGACGUGUACGUGGCCUUUAACAAGGUUGUCCAGAAGUAUUCUGGUAGGACAGGCUACGGUGUGUGCGGAGCGGAUCUCAGCUGGGUUUGCGGUUGUCUUCCCUAGAUUUAUAGACAUGCGCUAAAAUUUAAACUCAACGACACACAAUGUUGUCCUCACUAGACUUUCAGACAUUUGCUUCAAUCUUUGUGAAUCAAAGACACCAAAGGUUGUUUUCUCUAGACUUGUAAUAAUGUACUUAAGUGUGUGUUAAUCAAAGACACCCAACGUUGUCUACCCUAGACUGUUAGACAUGCGCUUAAAGUGUGUUAAUCAGAGGCACCCAUGGUUGUCUUCUCUAGACUGUUAGACAUGCGCUUCAAUGUGUGUUAAUCAAAGGCACCCAACGUUGUCUACCCUAGACUGUUAGACAUGUGCUUAAUUGUGAGUAAUCAAAGACACCCAACGUUGUCUUUCCUAGACUGAUAGACAUGCGCUUAAAUGUGUUAAUCAAAGACACCCAACGUUGUCUACCCUAGACUUUUAGAUAUGUGCUUAAAUGUGUGUUUAUCAAAGGCACCCAUGGUUGUCUUCUCUAGACUGUUAGACAUGCUCUUAAAUGUUUGUUAAUCAAAGACAUCCAACGUUGUUUACCCUAGACUUUUAGACAUGUGCUUAAAUGUAUGUUAAUCAAAGGCCCCCAUGGUUGUCUUCUCUAGCCUGUUAGAUAUGCGCUUAAAAGUGUGUUAAUCAAAGACAUCCAUGGUUGUCUUCUCUAGAUUGUUAGACAUGCGCUUAAAUGUGUGUUAAUCAAAGACAUUCAUCGUUGUCUUCUCUAGACUGUAAGACAUGUGCUUAAAUGUGUGUUAAUCAAAGACACCCAACGUUGUCUACCCUAGACUGUUAGACAUGCGCUUAAAUGUUUGUUUAUUAUAGACAUUCAAGAUCGCUUUCUCUAGACUUAAAGACAUGUGCCCCAAUAAAUGUGUGUUAAUCAAAGGCACCCCAUUUUAACUAAGCUGAAUUGAUAGUUAUCAUUAAAAGAUUUAAUUGAACACUUAAACAGCAAUUACGGCAUCCAAGAAAAAGUAUUUUAUAUUUUCUAUAAAUCUGUUACACUAACAGAAAUAGAAAAUAUAUAGAGGUUACGCAAC